CUUUGCGAAAUGUUGCUGUAUGGCAUGUAGAUACGUCAAUCAUCUCGAUAGAAGUUGACGACGCUCUCUUCGAACAGCCUUACCUGCCCACUUUACGUUUUUCUCUCGCCGUGAAUAUUUUUUACGUACCGAGAGCUUCCUUGUGCAGCUACUACUUUUCUUGUUGAUUGAACUAUUUUCUAAAUAUUUUUGUUUCUCAUUUUAUCAGCUUUUACCUCUUUCGCCCCUCACAACCUCACGACCCGAGUUGUUUUCACACCCACAUCAUGAUCCAGCAAGACCAUUCGUUCUUCGUCUACCAAGUAUUCCAGCUCUUUUAGUUUUUAAGACCAAAAUUUCGCAAGCAUUGCGAAGCUUGCAACCCCCGCCAUGUCUUUCCACGCGAACUCCUCGCGCCAUGAUAUGGCAGCUCCCGGUUUUGGCCAAUCUUACGAUCCUUUCGCCGAUCUUUCGCGAAAUGCGGAUGAUAUUGAUGAAGCUUUGGAUUUCGAGGAUACGUACGAUGGGUUAGGUGAUGGGUUGGACGAAACGGACGACGCUUUCAACGAUGAUACCUUUGGUGGCGGCGGUGGUGGUGACUCUAGUGGAGUGUCGCAUGCGCCAGUUGGCAAGGAUUUCGACUUCUUUGGACAGACUGCGAAAGUCGCGAACGCUAUCGAGGAAGAACACCAGCGCUUCAGCCGUCAACAACCAGCUCCAAAAUCGAUCCCAUCUUCCUCAGCACAGGCGUACAACUCAGGGUAUGCCUAUCAGCCAGCGCCUAAACCCGCUAGAAGUGGUUACGAGAAAUACAAGUCGUCUGAACCUGUAUCCGACCUUCAAGUUGACGCUUCAAUAUGGGGAGUCCAACCAAAGAAAGCUACUCCAGUAGCACCAGCUCAACCCCAGCCGACUGCACCACCGGCAGGUCGUAAAAUGAUGAGUCUAGAGGAGGUCGAGGCGGCGAUGCGAGCCCAGGCAAAAGCUCCUACUCAACCCCAACAGCCUCAAGCCCAGCCUCAGGCUCCGUCGCUGGCUGGUCCUGAUCUUCAAGCAUCAUUUCCCCACGCUCAUUACCCCCAACAGGAGCCUAUCGACUACCUACAGCAGCAACAAUUCGACAACCGUCAACCCCAGGGAUUCUAUGCUCCCGAAAACCAGCAGCUUCCGCAAGGGACUACUCAUGGACACCCUAUAGCAAUCUUGCAGCGACCAUCUUCAAAGAGCAUCCCAUCUAGCGGACCUAGCGUGCCAAGUUCCUUGCCUCAGCAGCAUCAACCUACUUCUAUAGGAUUCCCGACGCAGAUACUACAGAACCCUAAUCGCACACCUGGAGAGCCCGCUAGAAUUAACUUGCCAGCUCAUCCAGCUCAUCCAGCUCAUCGAUCGCAGAACUCAUUCACCCGCCAGCCUCAGCCUAGCGCAAGUCAAGCUCACCUUUCGAAUUUAUCCGAGCAGGAGAAGGCUUCCUUCCUUGAAGCUGAGGCAAGACGAGCCAAGCGUAACCAUAAGAUCCAUGUUUUGUCGAAGGACAAUGGCUUGAUGACACCACAGGAUAAAAGUUUCAUUACCAGAAUUCAACUUCAGCAGCUUGUCUCGGCCACUGGCGACCCUAGCGAACACGGAACCGAUGCUGCUCUUGCGGAAGAUUUCUACUAUCAGGUUCUCAGCUCGUUACGAGCAGGACAGCGACCUAAUCCGAAUCAGCCUCUCAACAACUUUGCUCAGACGUACCUUUUCCAAACUGGUACUCGCCAUGGAGGUAUGAGACGUCAAGGACGAGGCCCGGAGAAUCACAUGCAGCGAAUGGAACAGCAGGUUCAACGUGCUGUUGAGGCGGCCAAGAAUAAGCCCAAGAACAAACAGCUGGUCAUCGAAGGCAGCUUAGGAAAAAUCUCGUUCAGCAACGCGAAGACGCCAAAGCCUCUACUGAACAUUAAGCGGACCGAGAGCAGUACCGAUACUAAUCGACCCGGUAGCGGACAUCGCUCCCAUCCGACUACGGGUACCGACAAGAAGGAGACACUACAGAAUAUCGAGAAAGUCUACUUGACUCUGAUGAAGAUGGAAGAUCUAGACCGCAAUAUGCCCCCCCCUCCGUCGAAUGGCAAUUCGGAUCCAGAUUUCGAGCGACGUGCUGAGAUACAGCUACAGUUGCAACAACUAAAUGAGCAGCUGUGGGCCGAGCUCAAAGUCCAUGAGCCUAUAGGCGCGACUUCUGUGCAUCCUUUUAUCGCCUUUUUGUCCUAUCCUAAAGGCAAGAAAGCUAUCGGCCGCGUGUUCAACCAUAUUACCCUCGAGCAGCAAACAACCAUACUGACCAUUAUCGUCAUCCACCUUGAUCAACUCGAUGUAGUCCGCGGUGCACAGGUACAAACCGGAGAACCCAUCAAUUUGAACGCCGCUACUCGCGAGAGCAUCGAGCUGUUCAUCGUGGCAGUCAUGCCAAGUCUUCUCCACCUCUUGGGCAAAUCGGAGUUGCAUAUUGUCACCGGUGUACUCGGAUUGAUAACCCAGAAUCUCAACGUAGAUCUUGUUGCUCGAACUCGGAUUGGUGUCUCGAUGUUAACCAUGAUCCUUAGCCGAGCCGAGCUCGCUAAGCAAGCUGGACAAGCAACUGAGCAGUCUUGGCAACAAUGGGUUGCAACUUUCAACCAAUUCUUCAACGCCUUAGAACCAACUCUUCCCAACAUCUUCCCGGGCACCGUGGCAUCCGGAGAGGAUAUUUAUGUGUGGCAAUUCCUUGCUGCCAUUGGCAUAGGAGCCAGCCCAGAGGAACAGCAACGCCUCGUCCUUGCCGUCAAAGACCGUGUCAUGGAUACUGUCAAUCUAUCUAAGACUCUUCCUGCUGAUAUGGCAAAGACUCGCUUGGACAACGUCAACCUGUUUAUGCGAUCUAUCGGUCUUGACGUCGAAUUGUUGAACAACUAGACUAAACGUUACGAUAGCCGUCUCGACAUACUGUAUAGUCUCAUCCAGAUUUAUCGUCGGUUUGUUUGACCGAAGAAGACUUGGAAGGUAGGCACUGGAUGUGAACACUCAACCGCCGCUGCUUUUGGCGGCUUAAUGAGGCGCGAAGAAGUCCUUGCGAAGGGCCUCUGAUAGAUGGGCAAAUGCUUGGCGCCCGGUAUAUGGGUAGCGAACGGUGGAAUCUAUCCGAAUUCUCACGAGUUCAUGAUACCCGGAUUGGCUUAGCGAUGAGGUCUGGAGAUGAUGCGGGCCAAUUUUGUGGACGAUGGUUCUAGACUCCUACGGGGAGGUGUGUGCAUAGAUAGUUAUAUCGUGAGGACAAGGCAUCUAAUGCCUAUAUUUUGUGCCAUAACGAUAGUCAAGUUCCGAGCCCUACUAGGCACUCGUGAUACUGUUAUACGUUGGUGCUAGUCCUACAGAUGUGCAUAGGUAGCUGAGCUGUUUGUAUUGCGUGCAAUAAUUCUGAGCUAUUGUUAAAGCCAAACGAA
This is a messenger RNA of Daldinia vernicosa, 3437 nucleotides long. RefSeq names its product topoisomerase II-associated protein PAT1. Gene Ontology annotation, biological process: P-body assembly; deadenylation-dependent decapping of nuclear-transcribed mRNA. The record is from RefSeq and is a predicted model, not a curated record. The transcript is spliced from 3 exons. The coding region runs from base 370 to 2910 and encodes 846 amino acids. Gene Ontology annotation, cellular component: P-body. Gene Ontology annotation, molecular function: RNA binding. NCBI's taxonomy places the organism in Eukaryota, Fungi, Ascomycota, Sordariomycetes, Xylariales, Hypoxylaceae.